GAGAGAGAGAGAGAGAGAUUAACUAACAGGGAGUAGGAAGCAGGCGCAGAAGCAAAACCCUGUAUCCACCACUCGCAGACGGACGGAGUCAGCUGCUAGCUUCCUUAGCUCUUUAGAUAGUUAGCACUUAGCUCCAGAGUCAGAACACCUUUAUAACACAGGAGCAAGAGAGUGAGUGAGAGAGGCAGCGUGAGCGCGUGUAUGUGUGUGCGUCGACGUGUGCGCCCGCUACACAAGUGACUUCUUUCCUUCUGUUUGCGUGUGCAAGAGUGAGUGUGUGCGCGCGAACGAGUGCGUGUGCGCGCACGAGUGCGUGUACCCACAUAAACCAAGCUCUGUCCCUUUUCCUCCUCUAAGCAGGAGCAGCCAGUCUCUGCCUCUCUGUGUGUCUGCGUGUUUAGGGUUAGCAAGGAAAGUAGCAAACGUACACACACCCACACAGAUAAACUGUAAGAGUCGACUGUAACGCUCGGUGUCCGGUUACUGACAGCAGAAGUCCCAUCAUUUACUGAUACGGACACGCCAGCAGCAUGAUGUUGAAGUACGCUGCAGUGCGAGGUGGCCUCAGCCUAUUGGCUGUGAGGCGUGCCUGUCUUCUUUCCCGCUCUGUCCACUCUGCCCCUCAGAGUGAGUACCGGCCAAUCAAGAAGGUCAUGGUGGCCAACAGAGGUGAAAUUGCUAUCCGCGUGUUCAGAGCCUGCACUGAGCUGGGGAUUCGAACUGUAGCCGUGUACUCUGAGCAGGACACCGGACAGAUGCACAGGCAGAAAGCUGAUGAGGCUUAUCUGAUUGGAAAAGGCCUCCCACCUGUUGCUGCAUACCUACAUAUACCUGACAUCAUUAAAGUGGCCAAGGACAACAACGUGGACGCCAUCCACCCAGGCUACGGUUUCCUCUCUGAGCGGGCAGAUUUUGCCCAGGCCUGCAUUGAUGCAGGAGUGAGGUUUGUGGGGCCAACCCCAGAGACGGUCCGCAAGAUGGGAGACAAAGUAGAGGCUCGUAUGUUGGCCAUCAAAGCAGGUGUACCCGUGGUCCCUGGUACCGAGUCUCCAAUUUCCAGCAUGCGUGAGGCGCAGGUGUUCGCUGAAACAUACGGUUUCCCCAUCAUCUUCAAAGCUGCGUAUGGAGGUGGCGGUCGUGGCAUGAGAGUGGUCAGAGAGUACGAGGAACUGGAGGAGAAUUACCAGCGGGCCUACUCUGAGGCUCUGACGGCUUUUGGGAAUGGAGCCCUGUUUGUUGAGAAGUUCAUUGAAAAGCCCAGACACAUUGAAGUACAGAUCCUGGGUGAUAAAUAUGGUAAUGUCAUCCACCUGUAUGAAAGAGACUGCUCCAUUCAGCGCCGGCACCAAAAGGUUGUGGAGAUUGCACCGGCCAUCCAACUGGAUCCUCAGCUCAGAGACAGACUCCAUGCUGAUGCUGUCAAUCUGGCCAGACAGGUGGGAUACGAGAAUGCGGGAACCGUGGAGUUCCUGGUGGACAAACACGGCAAACACUUCUUCAUUGAAGUCAAUUCCAGACUCCAGGUUGAACACACAGUCACCGAAGAAGUCACUGAUGUGGACCUGGUGCACGCCCAGCUACGUGUGUGUGAAGGUCGCAGCCUGCAGGAGCUGGGCCUGAAGCAGGACAAAAUCAGAGUGAACGGCUGUGCAAUCCAGUGCCGAGUGACAACUGAAGACCCAGCCAGAGGCUUCCAGCCAGACACCGGCAGGAUUGAGGUUUUCCGAAGCGGUGAAGGCAUGGGCAUCCGUCUGGAUAGCGCCUCAGCUUUCCAGGGUGCUGUCAUCUCACCCCACUAUGACUCCCUGUUGGUUAAAGUCAUUGCCAGCGGGAAGGACCUGCAGACAGCAGCCUCCAAGAUGAGCCGUGCCCUGGCCGAGUUUAGAGUCCGAGGUGUCAAGACCAACAUCCCCUUCCUCCAGAACGUGUUUUCCAACCACCAGUUUCUCCACUCCACAGUGGACACACAGUUUAUCGACGAGAACCAGGAACUCUUCAACCUCAAACCUACCCAGAAUCGAGCUCAGAAGCUCCUGCACUACCUUGGUCAUGUGAUGGUGAAUGGACCAACUACACCCAUUCCUGUCAAGGCUAAGCCGUCCUCCAUAGACCCUGUCGUCCCUGCUGUCACUAUGGGCGACCCCCCGGUGGGUUUCCGUGAUGUGUUGCUGCGCGAUGGUCCUGAGGGAUUUGCCAAGGCUGUCCGUGCCCACAAAGGUCUCCUGCUUAUGGACACUACAUUCAGGGAUGCUCAUCAGUCGCUGCUGGCUACGAGAGUUCGCACCCAUGACCUGAAGAAGAUCUCACCGUUUGUCAGCCAUAACUUCAGUAAUCUUUUCAGCCUGGAGAACUGGGGAGGUGCUACCUUUGAUGUGGCCAUGCGCUUCCUGUCGGAAUGUCCAUGGAAGAGACUCCAGGAGCUGAGAGCUCUGAUCCCAAAUGUUCCUUUCCAGAUGCUGCUGAGAGGAGCUAAUGCUGUGGGCUACACCAACUACCCCGAUAACGCUGUUUUCAAGUUUUGCGAGGUGGCCAAGGAGAACGGUAUGGACAUCUUCCGUGUCUUUGACUCCCUCAACUAUCUGCCAAACAUGCUUCUGGGAAUGGAGGCAGCAGGAUCUGCAGGGGGCGUUGUUGAGGCUGCUAUUUCGUACACGGGUGACGUGUCUGACCCCAUGAGACAGAAGUACUCCCUGGAUUACUAUCUGAAACUGGCAGAUGAGCUGGUCAAAGCUGGAACCCACAUCCUUUGUAUCAAGGAUAUGGCUGGACUGCUGAAACCACAAUCAAGCAAACUUCUGGUUGGUGCUCUGAGGGAGCGUUUCCCAGAUGUGCCCAUCCAUGUGCAUUCACACGACACGGCUGGAGCCGGUGUCGCUGCCAUGCUGGCCUGUGCUGAGGCUGGAGCUGACGUCGUGGAUGUGGCUGUCGAUUCUAUGGCUGGUAUGACUUCUCAGCCCAGUAUGGGCGCCAUGGUGGCCUGUGCCAAGGGAACAGAUCUAGACACUGGCAUCGCUCUGGACAAAGUCUUUGACUACAGUGAAUACUGGGAAGUGACCAGAGGCCUGUAUGCUCCGUUUGACUGCACUGCCACCAUGAAAUCUGGAAACGCUGAUGUCUAUGAGAAUGAAAUACCAGGAGGACAGUACACCAACCUUCACUUCCAGGCUCACAGUAUGGGACUGGGAAAUAAAUUCAAGGAGGUGAAGAAGGCCUACGUGGAAGCCAACAAACUACUGGGAGAUCUCAUUAAGGUGACUCCAUCCUCAAAGAUUGUGGGUGACUUGGCUCAGUUCAUGGUGCAGAACAACCUAACCAGAGCAGAAGUGGAAGAAAGGGCUGACGAGUUGUCCUUCCCUCUGUCUGUGGUGGAGUUCCUGCAGGGACAUGUGGGAAUACCAUAUGGAGGAUUCCCUGAGCCCUUGAGGACUAAGGUGCUGAAGUCUCUUCCUCGUAUUGAGGGCCGUCCUGGUGCCAGCCUGCCACCUAUGGACUUCAAAGCACUGGAGGAGGGUCUCCGGGCUGCACACGGUGAUGACAUCACUCCUGAGGAUGUGAUGUCAGCAGCUAUGUACCCCAAGGUGUUCCAGGAAUAUAAAGAAUUCACUUCUACCUUUGGCCCAGUGGACUGUCUCAGCACCAGGCUGUUCCUGGAUGGACCUAAGAUCGCUGAGGAGUUUGAGGUGGAGCUGGAGCGAGGGAAGAUCCUCCACAUCAAGGCUCUGGCUCUGGGUGACCUGAACAAGGCUGGGCAGAGAGAGGUCUUCUUUGAGCUGAACGGACAGCUGAGAUCUGUGCUGGUCAAAGACACCGUUGCCAUGAAGGAAAUGAAGUUCCACCCCAAGGCUCAGAAGUCUAUCAAGGGUCAGGUGGGAGCUCCAAUGCCUGGAAAAGUCCUGGAGGUCAAAGUGGAAGUUGGAUCCAAGGUGGAGAAGGGUCAGCCGCUGUGUGUUCUCUCAGCCAUGAAGAUGGAGACGGUGGUCAACUCCCCACUGGCUGGGACCAUUAAGGCUGUCCAUGUCACGGCUGACGCCUCCCUGGAGGGAGAUGACCUGAUACUGGAGAUCGAGGAGUAGAGUGAGAGGAGGAGGGGGAGAAGAGAAAGAAAAGAGAGACAAAGUUAUAACCAAUCUGACUAAGAAAUGGUGACAAGUGUAGAACACGGAAGCCAGAUGCAAAUCAUCCAUUUUGUAUAUAGUUUGUCUGCAAUGACAAAGCACAUAAUAAAGUUACGUAAAAAAAA
Messenger RNA from Cynoglossus semilaevis (tongue sole), 4240 nucleotides. It is a transcript of the gene pcxb, whose product is annotated as pyruvate carboxylase b. The record is from RefSeq and is a predicted model, not a curated record. NCBI's taxonomy places the organism in Eukaryota, Metazoa, Chordata, Actinopteri, Pleuronectiformes, Cynoglossidae. Gene Ontology annotation, molecular function: pyruvate carboxylase activity; metal ion binding; ATP binding. Gene Ontology annotation, biological process: pyruvate metabolic process; gluconeogenesis. The transcript is spliced from 27 exons. Gene Ontology annotation, cellular component: cytoplasm. The coding region runs from base 531 to 4073 and encodes 1180 amino acids.